Molecule: messenger RNA, 594 nt
Organism: Trematosphaeria pertusa
Lineage: Eukaryota; Fungi; Ascomycota; Dothideomycetes; Pleosporales; Trematosphaeriaceae
Exons: 3
Coding region: 194-514 (106 amino acids)
Source: RefSeq, a predicted model, not a curated record
CGUGAUUCCUCUGGCGACCCGUCUCUGCGCGGGAUGGCUGUACCCUUUGUGUGCGAAUGCCAAGGCUUAGGGUGAGUGAAUAUAUUCGUCACCUGACAGCGCGUCAAGCUAGGCGCACGGACGCGGACUUCAAGAUCGCUUUACCCCUCUCCGCGGCGGCUUCUUCCCUUGCACCCUCCGCCGGCUUUCCAAGAUGUCUUGGUACGGCGCAGCGUCCCAGGCGCCGCCUCAAGCAUACAGCCGACAACCAAACCCGGCUUCGUUCUAUCCUCAUACAAGCCCCCUACCGCCACUGCAGCCUGGAUGGGUCUGGGAGCGGGAUGUUAAUAUGAAUUGGUGGGUGCACCACGAGCCUACUGGACAAUGGCGUUGGGCGUCUCCGACCGACCCUUCCUCGUAUCCCUAUGUGGAACGGACGCCCCCUUUGCCUCACCAAUUCCUGCCUCAGAACCGGCCGCAGCAACCAACUGCUCAGAACCCGCAAUAUUUACCUCUUCCACUAGACCUCCCAUAGCUCAUUGCGGACCGCGUAUGUGAGGCCGUGGCGGCGCAAAUCGAGGAAGAGGCAAAUGCUAGAGUGGAACACAUCUUCCU